AUGCAGGCUGCCCAAACGCGUUACAGUACUUUUGGUCGUGAAUUACUCGCAAUUUACCUUGCUAUUCGCCAUUUCCGGCACUUGUUAGAGGGUAGAUCGUUUACCAUUCAAACCGACCAUAAGCCACUCACCUAUGCCUUCAACGCCAAGCCUGAUCGAUAUUCACCACGCGAGAUACGCCAUCUCGACUAUAUUUCACAGUUCACUACCGACAUUCGGUACACUCCAGGUUCGGACAAUGUCGUCGCAGACGCCCUAUCCCGUCCUGACAUAAACGCUCUUCACCCUUCCACGCAGUUGGACCUAGCCAAGCUGGCGAACCUUCAAAACAGUGAUCCUAAUUUUUUGCCCAUUCUAUCGUUCCCUUCAUUUCAAGUCUCUUCAAUUCCGUUACCCCUCCAAUCCGGAACCAUUUUUUGUGAUAUGUCUACCGGAUCAGCUCGCCCAAUCGUCCCCGAAGCUUUUCGACGCGUUGUUUUCGCCCACUUCCAUGGAUUUUUUCAUCCAGGAAUCAGAGCAACAAGGAAGUUGAUUAGUGCACGCUUUGUAUGGCCCUUCAUGAAUAAGGACCUGACAUCCUGGGCCAAACAGUGCAUCGCCUGUCAACGCAGUAAAGUAACUCGGCAUACGAACUCACCUAUCGGUUCAUUUGCCGUUCCUGAUGCUCGAUUCACACACGUCCAUCUCGACAUUGUUGGUCCUCUUUCCCCAUCAAACGGUUUCACUCAUAUCCUUACCAUGAUUGAUCGUUUUACCCGUUGGCCAGUAGCUGUACCCAUUUCGGAUACUUCAGCUGAAACGGUUGCUUUUUCAUUUUUGCAGCACUGGGAAGAGAGGUCGAAAGUGGAUGACCUAAGGGGUACACCGAUGUCUGUCGGAACAUUAGAGGAAAUUAUUGACGACAACCACGUGGUGGUUUCCACUUCCGUUGGAAGUGAGCACUACGUCAGCAUUCUUUCCUUCGUUGACAAGGGUAUCCUAGAACCUGGUUGCUCUGUGCUUUUGAAUUACAAGGUUUGCUCUCCUUCAUGCGUCCUAACUGACGAGGUUGAUCCCAUGGUGACUGUAAUGAAGCUUGAAAAAGCACCACAAGAAACCUAUGCAGAUAUCGGCGGACUAGAGGCGCAAAUUCAAGAGAUCAAGGAAUCUGUGGAGCUCCCAUUAACCCAUCCAGAACUGUACGAGGAAAUGGGCAUUAAACCCCCCAAAGGCGUUAUUCUCUAUGGCGCACCCGGAACGGGCAAAACACUUCUAGCAAAAGCAGUCGCGAACCAAACUUCUGCUACCUUCCUCCGCGUUGUUGGUUCCGAAUUGAUUCAAAAAUUUCUGGGUGAUGGUCCGAAACUUGUUCGUGAACUGUUCCGUCUAGCAGAGGAGAACGCUCCGAGCAUUGUUUUCAUCGACGAAAUCGAUGCAGUUGGAAUUAAAAGGUACGAAUCUAAUUCAGGUGGAGAGCGUGAAAUCCAGCGUACUAUGUUAGAGCUGCUCAACCAGCUGGACGGAUUCGAUUCUCGUGGAGACGUUAAAGUGAUCAUGGCAACUAAUCGGAUCGAGACCUUAGAUCCUGCCCUAAUUCGACCAGGUCGGAUUGACAGAAAAAUUGAGUUCCCACUUCCCGAUGAGAAAACAAAAAGACGUAUAUUCAAUAUCCACACCAGCCGGAUGACUCUAGCUGAGGAUGUCAACUUGGAAGAAUACGUAACAUCGAAGGACGAGUUGUCUGGAGCCGAUAUCAAGGCUAUCUGUACGGAAGCCGGUCUUCUGGCUCUCAGGGAACGGCGUAUGAAAGUCACCCAUGAAGACUUCAAGAAAGCCAAGGAAAAUGUCCUAUACAGAAAGAACGAAGGAACACCAGAAGGACUCUAUUUAUGAUUUCCACCUUUCAGCGGCAGUAAACGCACGCAUGUACACAUGAUGACCUUCUGCUGGGCAUUGUCCGGAGCAAUGCUCAUGCACAGCAAAUUUACUGAUCGUUGUGGUUUUCGAGCUAUUCUAAUUUGCGUUAUCAACUGUCUUGGUUCUUCAAAACGUGGUUCCUUACCUUACCUU
This is a messenger RNA of Opisthorchis viverrini, 2049 nucleotides long. RefSeq lists its product as hypothetical. Bases 1 to 1872 code for a protein of 623 amino acids. The transcript has 6 exons. The record is from RefSeq and is a predicted model, not a curated record. NCBI's taxonomy places the organism in Eukaryota, Metazoa, Platyhelminthes, Trematoda, Opisthorchiida, Opisthorchiidae. Gene Ontology annotation, biological process: proteasome-mediated ubiquitin-dependent protein catabolic process. Gene Ontology annotation, molecular function: ATP binding; ATP hydrolysis activity; proteasome-activating activity. Gene Ontology annotation, cellular component: proteasome regulatory particle, base subcomplex.